UUUCUCUUUUUUUCUUUAAAUUUUCUUAUGGCAAAAAAAGAAACUUCAUUAUUAAGCCAAGGUCUUAUUGGUCUAUCUUGGACUAUUUUGUUUUUCUUUUUAGGUUCUUAUUUAGUGACUGAGACAUGGACUUGGGGAUACCGUGGAAAAUGGACGAAUAUUCAUACGUAUAUUCCUACAAAAGAGAAAAUGUUUACAGAAUCCGAAUUGGCACAGUACGAUGGUUCAGAUCCUACUAAACCCAUUUACUUGGCUAUUGAUGGUGACGUAUUUGAUGUGACCUUGGGUGGUGGUUGGUAUGGCAAAGGAGGCAGUUAUCAUCAUUUUUCAGGCAAAGAUGCAGCAAGAGCUUAUGUCACAGGUUGCUUUAAAGACCAUUUAACCCAUGAUCUACGAGGACUCUCUGAAGACCAACUUAAAGGAGUUGAACACUGGAAAAAGUUUUAUCAAAACCAUCAUACGUAUCAUAAAAUCGGACGCGUUUUACAUGAUCCUAUACCUGAAGAUGCGCCUAUACCAAAACCUUGUAAAACUUCAGUAGGGCAAAAACCUUAAUUUUUUUUAUAAAAAAGGGAGGAAAAUAAAAAUAUGUAUACUUUUUUUUUUUUCUUU
Molecule: messenger RNA, 612 nt
Organism: Gilbertella persicaria
Lineage: Eukaryota; Fungi; Mucoromycota; Mucoromycetes; Mucorales; Choanephoraceae
Product: cytochrome b5-like heme/steroid binding domain-containing protein
Exons: 3
Coding region: 28-555 (175 amino acids)
Cellular component (GO): membrane; endomembrane system
Source: RefSeq, a predicted model, not a curated record